AUGACUGCUACGUACAGCCCCCUUCAGCUUUUUCAGCUGUUCUUCACCCAAUCCGUUGUAGAGUCGCUCGUGUCCAACACGAAUAAGAAUGGGAAGAAGAAGCAAGCGGGCAAAACGGCAGCAUGGAAGCCCAUAACCACGGCAGACUUUUUCUGCUACCUUUCUCUGGUCAUCUACAUGGGGCUGGUGAGGCUGAAAAGACUGAAGGACUACUGGAAAACGUCAUCUCUCUACCAACUGCCUUUCCCCUCGACUGUUAUGUCCCGCAAAAGGUUUCUGGGUCUCUCCCAGGCGCUUCACAUCAGUGACCCAAAGGUUGAUGAAGAGAAUGAGAAGAAGAGAGGCACAGCGAGGUUUGAUACACUGUGCAAAAUCAAACCUCUCUACCACAGCAUUGUCGAAGCCUGCAAGACGUACUUUCAGCCAGCCCAGAACGUGUCAAUCAAAGAGAGGAUGGUGGCCUCAAAGGACAGCAUUGGCCUCCAACAAUACAUGAGAAACAAACCAACCAAGUGUGGUCUGAAGCUGUUUGUGUUGGCUGAUUCUGCGUGUGCCUACACGUGCAAUUUCUUGGUCUACGAGGGGAAGAACAGUUUUGCUACCGGUAAGGAACUCAGCUAUGCCUCUGUAAUGGUGUUGUUGGAUUUUCAACUGCUGGGGAAGGGCUACAAACUGUUUGUGGACAACUUCUACACAAGCCCUGCCCUGUUUGCAGACCUGAGGAAGCUGGGGGUGUGGGCUUGUGGCACCAUUCGUACCACCAGGGUGGGCUUCCCGAAGACUAAGGUGGACGACAUGCCCAAGCGGGCUGAGCGGGGGACCAUGCGAUGGAUCCGAGAAGAUGGCCUGCUGUUUGUGAAGUGGAUGGACGCCAGAGAGGUGGCGAUGUGCUCCAAUAUCCACAAGUCCUUCAGUGGGGAUUAUGUUGUCAGACGUGUGAAGGACGCUACCGGGGCAUGGGCCACCAAAAAUGUCCCUGUUCCUGCAGCCAUCAAGGACUAUAACCAGAGCAGAGGAGGUGUAGACUUGUCAGACGCUCUUAUAGGGUACUACAAUGUUCUCCAUAAGACAAAGAAAUGGUACAAGACAUUGUUUUACCAUUUCAUUGACAUUGCUGUGGUGAAUGCAUUCAUCCUACACAAGGAAAUGGCGAAGAGCUGUGGAAAGCCCUUCCUCUCACAGAAAGCCUUCAGAGAGCAGCUCAUCAAGGAGCUUGCUGGCUACAGCAAGUCCACUGCAUCACAUUCUGCCGCCUCGACUCCUGCCUCCAGUGGUGUUCAUAUACCACAGUUCAUUACUGCAGGCGUGACUGUACCUCAGAGACAAAGGGAAGGAGCAUGGAGGCGUUGUUGUGUUCUUUGUCGCAUGAAGUCCCCCAUCAUCUGCUCCAGUUGUUCAGUUUGCCUCUGCCUUGUAGCAGAAAGAGACUGCUUUGGGACAUGGCACAGGCAGCAAAAUAUUCUGUUCUAA
Molecule: messenger RNA, 1470 nt
Organism: Oncorhynchus gorbuscha (pink salmon)
Lineage: Eukaryota; Metazoa; Chordata; Actinopteri; Salmoniformes; Salmonidae
Product: piggyBac transposable element-derived protein 4-like
Exons: 1
Coding region: 1-1470 (489 amino acids)
Source: RefSeq, a predicted model, not a curated record